Giardia duodenalis is the source of this 2481-nucleotide messenger RNA. RefSeq names its product Ribosome biogenesis protein. Gene Ontology annotation, cellular component: preribosome, small subunit precursor. Gene Ontology annotation, molecular function: GTP binding; GTPase activity; U3 snoRNA binding. The transcript has a single exon. NCBI's taxonomy places the organism in Eukaryota, Fornicata, Diplomonadida, Hexamitidae. Bases 1 to 2481 code for a protein of 826 amino acids. Gene Ontology annotation, biological process: endonucleolytic cleavage of tricistronic rRNA transcript (SSU-rRNA, 5.8S rRNA, LSU-rRNA); ribosome biogenesis; maturation of SSU-rRNA from tricistronic rRNA transcript (SSU-rRNA, 5.8S rRNA, LSU-rRNA). The record is from RefSeq and is a predicted model, not a curated record.
AUGCGCCAAGAGAACAAGGCUCACCGCGCAUCUAGUACAGCAAAGAGUAAGGGAAAGGUUCCUGCCAAAGUUCGAGGGGCUUCAGUGAAAAAGACCGACGGAAAAAGCAUUCGCCGGAAACUGUCGAAAGAGGAGGCUAGGCUUCGCCAGCAAUCUCAGAAUAAGGCUAAAAACCUAACGAAAAGCAUGCCGAAGUAUAUUGCGCUCCUAGCUCUCAGUGCUGGCAUUGAUGCUCGCAUUGUCUGGGAACAGCUUUCCACAGCCACUAAGUGUGUCAAGGUCCGACUUCCAGAUAUAGCCACACAGUCUGCUGUCCAUGUGUUUCAAGGUCAGGGCUAUAUCCCAAUUUUUCCUGACAUGCCUCACACCGAACUAGGCCUCAUGGAUUGCAUGGACUCUUUAAUGCAUGCAGACUUUUUCGUUUUCAUUGUUCAUGCAGAAGGGGUGAGCGAUAUGGGCCGUUUAGUCAUACAAGCGGCCCAUGCACUCCAUUUCAAUCAACCUCAGGUUGUUCUAGGUCUCAGCACAAGUACAGCUGUAUCUCACGCCCUUGACAAAGCAUUUACAGCAACAUUUGAAAUAUUGGGGUGUAAUACCGAAACCUUCACAGAUCUAGGGAUGCGGCCUGUGAGUGGUAACGCUCCACCUUUAUCUGGAAUAUCAAAUCGACAGAAAAAAUUCAUCAGGGAGCUUUUCCAUCCAGAUGCACAUGUGAUUGCGCCGUAUGACGUUUCACGACACGGUGAUUCACUGAUGCGAUACCUUAGCAACACCGUCGUCUCUGUCGAGCAAACCCGACCUGGAUGGAUAAGCAAGCGCCCGGUUGUUCCAAUAAUUGGAUAUGAGUUCAAGGAGAUAGACUCAGAGACACAGGCUGUCCGGUUCGAUGUAGUAGGAUGGCUCUCUGGUCAACUCCCACUUACUGCAAACCAAAAUGCUUAUUUACAAUCGGUCGGGGCAUGCAAGAUUCUCAAUAUCGAUACAAUAAACGUUCUAAAUCCUGCAUUCCUUUGUGACGAUAAGUAUGCUAUCUACGUUCGAUCAUUUCAGCACUUACAAACAAGAAGCAAGGAUGCUGAGGGUUGUGAGCAAAGGAGUGGAGUAGCAGCGAAGGAAACGGUUAUACAGACCAUAAUGGAGGCCAUGCGUGCAGAAGAGGCGUCUGAUAGCUGUGAUACAUUUGACGCGACUGUUCAAGCGCUUGCCAAUCAAGAGGAAACCGACACAGUCGAUGAAGAGAAGAUUCAGAUGGGCAGUGACUAUGAUAGGAAGCUUCAAUAUCAAAGUGACGAGCCUUGGGAGUAUCCUGACGAGUUGGACAUCCACCCUGCAUUCGAACUCCGGACGCUUCUUAAGGGCUGGCGAGGUCUCAAGAGCAUGAGGACUUCGCCCUGGAGGAUUGCAAGUGAGGAGGUUCCUGAUGGCUUUGAGGGUCUACACCACAUUCAUCAACCGGUACAGUUUUACGACUAUGUAAGAAAACAACAAAUUAUGGGUGGACUUACAGCACCUGGGAAUUUUCUUCGCAUAACAUUGGAGUUUAUUUCAUCCAGUCAUAGCCACCUUAUUUCUGCAGGAAUUUCAGAUGAAUUUGCACCAAAUCUUGAGGAUAUAUACAGUCAGUAUAGAGAGUUUCUGAAUACAUUGAUGGAAAAUGUUACUAGAAACAAGACCGUUGGUCUAUGCGGCCUUUACUCCUGCGAAAACAAGGACUCAAUAGCUCAUGCUACAAUGAGUCUCUACGGUCUUCCUAGUACGUUUGGUGUUCCAGAUGCUCCACCAAUCAAACCGGGAGAAGAACAACCCCUCACACAUGAGCAUCCGUUUAUCUUAUAUGUUGGAUUUCGCAGGCUCUACACUGUUCCCCUCCCGAGCCAACCUCUUACACCGACGCGGAGCAAGUUGCAGCGCUAUUACCAUGGUCAGGAGUCGAGCAUCACCCUUUCUUUCGUGUGCCCCAUGUUCGUAGAAUAUCAAAACCUACCCCCAGUUCUUGCUUUUAUCAAUAAGAGUAUCUCACCCGGAUACUGUAGCAUCAAGGAAGACUUUAAGUUUUGUGGCUCUGGCAAGCUCACAAGCCUUGACACCUCCUUCAUUACGUUGCAGCGGAUAGUCCUCGCUGGAACGCCCUUUCAUAUAUCGAAGCAUCGUGUUGUUGUAAGACACAUGUUCUUUUAUCCUGAGGAUGUUAAGUACUUUGCUCCAGUAGAUCUUUAUACCGAAAGCAAUGUUCGGGGCCGUAUUACGCAAUCCAUUGGGAUGAAGGGAUACUUCAAAGCAUUCUUUGAUGGGAAGGUUGAUCACAGCAUGGCUAUCAAACUGGCUGUCUACCGGCAGGCGUUCCCGACGCUUGUCAGCCUGCGCUUCGACGCGGGCGACAUGCUCCUCUUCGAGCCUGUGGCGGAGUUCUUCGUGAGGAGGAUCGCGGCGACGCAGGAGGAGCUCGCUCGCCUCGCCGCGGCCCCAGGUGGGGACGAGUGA